UAGGCGGUGUAGUGUCUCUUGAAUGGAAUGUUCUUACUUGACGUCUUACCGUGUGGACGUCCUAAUACACUCGUGUUACACAUCACCCCCAAGUGUAACAAUAUCUUUCCUGAAACUUGCUUCCUGAAAACGAAUUAACGAAGAAAAAGGAACACGCCGGUAGAUUGACAUGGAACAUUUUCGAUGAAAGAAAUGGUUACCGUAACGAGACAUCGUCGAGAAGGACGUCAGUAAGCAUACCAGAACAUAAAUUGAAAGAGUCUGCGAUGUCCCCGCCCCGAUCAAUCCAACCAAUAUCAUCGGAAGUUAAUUUGGAUGAAGCCAAUCAAAUUGCGAUCAUCCUUUUCUUUUGAUUAACGCACAUAGUCACACCAGCGCUUAAAGCAUUUCUAUGCGACAACGGCUUACAGUUACCCGCCACUAUUGACUAUGACUAUGCGAAAAUGUGCCACGUUUAGGAAAGCUAUCAACGCGCGCAACGACAUAUGUCAUCUGAAAUAUCUAUCACUAAGCGAACACUGGAAGCAGUACACCUCCGUCUGGAGGACAUUGUGUCUCGGUAUUGGCAACCCGGGGGCCGCCGUCAAAGUGCAAGUCAUCUACAACUUCUUGAUUAUGCGUGAAUAUAGAGGUGCAAUCGAGAACCAAGUUUUUCUCCUAACCAGUCAAGAUUAUAAUGUAAACGUAGGUUUUGGUCUUGGUUGCAUUUUGUUCGGCUGCCUCACCAAGUACGUGGCUCCGUCUCUGCGGAAUUUUCUAAUCGACGAGAAGAAUCAAUCUACAUCAACGGCUCUCGAUGCUUUUGAUAAUUUAAAACAAAUGAUUUCAGAGCAAAAGUGUGAUUCUAAUUACCUCUCAAAGGGAGGAGAUAUCAGAAAUGAUAUUGCGCUUCUUAAGCUAUCUAUGAAGGCUAGGAAUAAUUCAUGUCAUGUAUUUUUUUCUUUAGUCUUUCAGUUCUGGGAAAAUUAUUUGGAAGCCUGGAAACAGCUCAUGGAGAUAAUCAACGCUCGAACAGCAUCUGCAGAAAUGCAAGGAAUGCUAGAAACUCUCAUGACUUCUAUGAACGAAAAUCAACAAAUACAUCUAGCAAACGUUCUUAAUGAAGCCUACUGCAUAUAGACUUAUGCGCUUUCCAAGAAGCAGAAAACACUACCCAGAUCAAGGCUCCUUGGGGUCUCUUAACAACCGACGUUUGACAGUGUUCGAGCAGUCGUCAAUACUUCGUCGAGUUGUUCUUCUCCCUUUCUCUGUGUCGACUUCUUGGUGUCUUCCUUGUUCCACUUGUUCUCCUCUAACCAAGUCCUGUCAGUUUUGUGUGUACAAAACUAUUGAGUUAUUUCACUCUGUAAGUAUAGUUUGUGGCUUUCUAGAGCCCAAAACUAAAUCUACAAUACAAACUUUAACCUUG
This is a messenger RNA of Daphnia magna, 1408 nucleotides long. RefSeq lists its product as uncharacterized. Bases 430 to 1119 code for a protein of 229 amino acids. The transcript has 3 exons. The record is from RefSeq and is a predicted model, not a curated record. Lineage: Eukaryota; Metazoa; Arthropoda; Branchiopoda; Diplostraca; Daphniidae.